Striga hermonthica is the source of this 1380-nucleotide messenger RNA. The record is from the annotation of a GenBank genome assembly. NCBI's taxonomy places the organism in Eukaryota, Viridiplantae, Streptophyta, Magnoliopsida, Lamiales, Orobanchaceae.
AUGGGUGGGAAAGGGAAUUGGUUGUCUGCAGUAAAGAAAGCUCUCAGCCCAGAUACUAAAGAGAAAAAGGCAAAGAAAGAUAAUAAAUCGAAGAAAAAAUGGUUUGGAAAAGAAGAGCAGCCGGUGGUAUCCGAACCUCCACAGCAAGAAGCUGCCCAAGUUUCUAAUCCUCACCCUUUUCCACCUUUGGAAGAUGUGAAAUUAGCAGAAGUUGAGGAUGCGGAGCUGGCAGAACAUGCUUAUGACGUGGCAGUCGCAAGAGCGGUGGAGGCUGAGGUGGCAGUGGCGGCGGCUGAAGUUGUCCAAACGACGGUGCCAUGUCAGCUCGCUGGAAAAUCAGCCGAAGAAAUAGCCGCCAUCAAGAUUCAGACGGCAUUUCGUGGUUACCUAGCUCGGAGGGCAUUGAGGGCUCUAAGAGGGCUCGUUAGACUUAAAUCACUGGUUGAUGGGCCCACAGCCACACGCCAAACGGCAAAUACUCUGAAAUGCAUGCAGACAUUAUCGCAUGUUCAGUCUCAGAUACAAUCGAGAAGAAUAAGGAUGUUAGAGGAGAAUCGAGCACUACAGAGACAACUCCUCCAGCAACGUGCUAAAGAGCUAGAGAGUCUCAGAAUGGGAGAGGAAUGGGAUGAUAGCCUACAAUCGAAAGAGCAAAUUGAGGUGAACUUGCUGCACAAAUAUGAAGCUGCAAUGAGGCGAGAAAGGGCAUUAGCUUAUUCAUACACUCAUCAGCAAACAUGGAAAAAGUCAUCCAAGACGACCAACUUGCUCUUCAUGGACCCAACCAAUCCUCACUGGGGCUGGAGCUGGUUAGAACGUUGGACUGCAUCUACCACCCGACCAUUAGAAAAUUCCCAAAAUGCCCUCAAUAAUGAAAACAACGUCAAAACCUCCAGUGGAGGAAGUGACAUCACAAAUUCCUUUGCCCGACAUCAGCUCAAUCAAUCCUCACCCACCAGCCUAAAAAAACCUCCUUUCUCCCCAAAAUCAUUGAAUGCCUCUAUAGCUUCCAAGAAAAUCAAGCCUGCAAGCCCGGUUAGUCAAGAUGAUGAAUCGAGAAGCACUUUUAGCGUGCAAUCGGAGAGGAAUAAUAAUAGGAGGCACACUAUUGGUGGUGGUUCGUCUACUAGGGAUGAUGACAGCCUGGCGAGUUCUCAAAACUUGCCGAGUUAUAUGGUGCCAACUCAGUCAGCCAGGGCUAAGUUGAGGCUAGCUAGUCCAUUGGGGAUCGAAAAUGGCGAAUUUAAUAAUAAUAAUGGUAAUAGCCACAUUACGCCUCAAAAGGAUUUGGCUAAAAAACGGCUUUCUUACCCGCCAUCGCCAGCUAGGACGAGGAGAAAUCCGGGCUUGAAAAAGGUUAGUGAGACGGUUGUCGUUUGA